Molecule: messenger RNA, 3550 nt
Organism: Nycticebus coucang (slow loris)
Lineage: Eukaryota; Metazoa; Chordata; Mammalia; Primates; Lorisidae
Gene: ZBTB5
Product: zinc finger and BTB domain containing 5
Exons: 2
Coding region: 1250-3280 (676 amino acids)
Biological process (GO): regulation of transcription by RNA polymerase II
Cellular component (GO): nucleus
Molecular function (GO): RNA polymerase II cis-regulatory region sequence-specific DNA binding; protein binding; DNA-binding transcription factor activity, RNA polymerase II-specific
Source: RefSeq, a predicted model, not a curated record
GCGCUCACAUGGAGACGGUUGAGCACCAGGGUCGAGCCAAGGCGUUACGGAGCGCGCGGACGUGUACUGGUGGCCCCAGUCUACCCUGCGUCUUUCUGAGGGGUUAUUGUUACCCUUCCGAGCCCAGAGGCCACACGGGUGGGAGGCUAAUUCUUCUGCGCAGGCGUUCCCUGUGUCCCGACGCCAGGCUGUCUGUCUGCGGGGUGGGGCGGGGGCUGGUACCCGUGCAGAAUCUCGGCCUGGUAUGGGGUGGGAAAGGCCUGGCAAGAUGAAUAGCGGAUCUGCUGCCCUGCGGGGUGAGAUCGGAUAGCUUCCUUACUCCCAUCCUGGGUCUUGAGCGACAAGGUUUUAUUUCACUAGAGCAAGGCCACGAACGGUCUACUGUAGGGAGCCGGCGGUAGAUCCUGGAGGGAUGGAGUCAGUGUUUUGGAAUGCCCCAACUUGUUAUGAGGGGACUAAAGUGUCUAAUAGGCUUUUAUCGAAUGCCCUCUACUUCCAGGCUUCGUGCGGAGGACACGGUGGUAAGACAUUGAGGACAUACAGAUUUGUACAUAAAUACUAAUAAAAGGCAGUGAGUUAACGGGAGUUGAUAGCCUUUUCUUUGAAAAUAGCCAUUUAUUAUUAAGACAGUCUGCAUUCUGGCACGGUGGAAGGUAUUAUAGAAGCUAAUUUCUGAGUAGAAGACAAAUCCUAAGUAUUUAAUUUGCAAGGAAAAUUUUAGAUAAGGGUACAUUAAUGUCUUGAUUACUAAGUAGUGUGCUCUGUUUCUUAUUAAUUUGAAUAAACAGAAGAAACUUCACCUCCAAGAAUUGAAGCAAAAAAAUUUCCAAAAUAUAUUAAUAUGUUUUCCAGUCGUAUAAAGUAAAAGAUGUUAUACACAUUUGGAUCUUUUUUUAGAGAUUGAAGAGAAUGCUGUGCCUUAGCCAUCGUUAGUGAUUUGUUGUCCUUGUCUGGGCUGUUGUACUUUAGAUAACUUUUUAGAUAAAAGGUGGGCUAGGUUCCUCGUGGUUUUUCUGGACAACCCGUUUUUUUAUUUGCCUCAAGUCUUGUCAUUUCUAUGGUGAGGGUGGUUGGCAGUAAGCUGAAAGAGUGAAGAGGGAAGAGAUGAGAUGGGGGAAAGAGAAAGAAUUUUAGAGAAAAGUCCCUAAACCAGGCCUUCCAGUAUUACUAUAACCCUUCUGGAAAUCUCAAUAAACUUGGGAAGACUGACCUGGCCACUGCCGCCUGCUUGGUGACCCUUAACAGGAUCAUGGAUUUUCCUGGUCACUUUGAACAAAUCUUCCAGCAACUAAACUAUCAGAGACUUCAUGGCCAGCUCUGUGAUUGUGUCAUUGUAGUGGGGAAUAGACACUUUAAAGCCCACCGCUCUGUGCUGGCAGCAUGCAGCACACAUUUCCGAGCCCUGUUCUCGGUGGCAGAGGGAGAUCAGACCAUGAACAUGAUCCAGCUGGAUAGCGAGGUGGUGACAGCAGAGGCCUUUGCUGCGUUGAUUGACAUGAUGUAUACCUCCACCCUCAUGCUGGGGGAAAGCAAUGUUAUGGAUGUCUUACUGGCAGCCUCUCACCUGCAUCUGAACUCUGUGGUUAAGGCAUGUAAACAUUACCUAACGACAAGGACGCUGCCCAUGUCGCCCCCCAGUGAGCGCGUGCAGGAGCAGAGUGCCCGCAUGCAGCGCUCCUUCAUGCUGCAGCAGCUGGGGCUGAGCAUCGUGAGCUCAGCCCUUAGUUCCAGCCAGGGUGGCGAGGAACAGCCGGCCCCCAUGAGCUCGUCCAUGCGCAGUAACCUGGACCAGCGGACGCCCUUCCCCAUGAGACGCCUUCAUAAGCGCAAGCAGUCCGCAGAGGAGCGGGCCAGACAGCGCCUCCGACCCUCCAUGGAUGAGUCUGCCAUUUCAGAUGUUACACCAGAGAACGGGCCUUCGGGGGUUCAUUCUCGGGAGGAGUUCUUUUCACCAGAUUCUCUAAAAAUUGUGGAUAACCCUAAAGUUGAUGGAAUGACUGACAACCAAGAAGACAGUGCUAUCAUGUUUGACCAGUCUUUUGGCGCUCAAGAAGAUGCCCAGGUGCCCAGCCAAUCUGACAGCAGUGCUGGCAACAUGGCACAGUUGUCUAUGGCCUCACGUGCAACUCAGGUUGAGACUAGUUUUGAUCAGGAAACUGCAACUGAGAAAAGUAGUUUUCAGUGUGAAAAUCCUGAGGUUGGCCUUGGGGAGAAGGAACACAUGAGAGUGGUAGUUAAAUCUGAGCCCCUGAGCUCACCGGAACCUCAGGAUGAAGUGAGUGAUGUGACCUCCCAGGCAGAAGGCAGUGAGUCUGUGGAAGUGGAAGGAGUUGUGGUCAGUGCUGAGAAGAUAGACCUCAGCCCUGAAAGCAGUGAUCGGAGUUUUUCAGAUCCCCAGUCUAGCACGGACAGAGUAGGUGACAUCCAUAUUUUAGAAGUCACAAAUAACUUAGAGCAUAAGUCAACUUUUAGUAUUUCAAAUUUUCUUAAUAAGAGUAGAGGAAGUAACUUUAGUGCAAAUCAAAACAAUGACGACAAUAUCCCAAACACCACUAGUGACUGCAGGCUGGAGGGUGAGGCACCUUAUUUGUUAAGUCCAGAGGCUGGACCUGCAGGCGGGCCCUCUUCUGCCCCUGGCUCCCACGUGGAGAACCCAUUUAGUGAACCUGCAGACUCCCACUUUGUUAGGCCUAUGCAGGAGGUGAUGGGCUUGCCGUGUGUGCAGACAUCCGGCUACCAAGGAGAACAGUUUGGGAUGGAUUUUUCCAGGUCUAGCUUGGGCCUCCAUUCCUCCUUCUCCAGGGUUAUGAUAGGCUCCCCAAGAGGAGGAGCCAGUAACUUUCCAUACUACCGCCGCAUAGCUCCAAAAAUGCCAGUUGUAACUUCCGUCAGGAGCUCACAGAUCCCAGAAAAUGCUGCCAGUUCCCAGCUCAUGAUGAAUGGGGCCUCCUCCUCAUUUGAAAAUGGCCAUCCUUCCCAGCCUGGCCCUCCACAAUUGACCAGGGCAUCUGCUGAUGUCCUAUCAAAGUGCAAGAAGGCCUUAUCAGAGCACAACGUUUUGGUUGUAGAGGGAGCUCGUAAGUAUGCCUGCAAAAUCUGCUGCAAAACUUUCCUGACUUUGACAGAUUGCAAGAAGCAUAUCCGUGUUCACACAGGUGAAAAGCCCUAUGCCUGCCUGAAGUGCGGCAAGAGGUUCAGCCAGUCCAGUCACCUGUAUAAACACUCGAAGACUACCUGCCUACGCUGGCAGAGCAGCAACCUUCCCAGCACUUUGCUCUAGCUAUGUGUCCUCACGAGAGAAUGGUGAGGACAGCUGUGGGACUGAAACUGAAACUCUCUCUCUGGGUUUGAAACUUCAGGCUGCCCAGUGGCUCUUGUAAAUUUCAGCAACUAGUAAGUGGAGGACGAGUAAACCCGGCAUCAUGCUGCUGCACUCUGAGUGGAGGGCACGCUUGGGAGAGGGACGCAAUCCCUGAAACCAGUUCUUCUUGGGGUUGGGUAAUACAGUCUAAAGUAGUUGGUAAUUGAUGUUGUUAAAAGUGGCACAUUU